Molecule: messenger RNA, 1695 nt
Organism: Aspergillus caelatus
Lineage: Eukaryota; Fungi; Ascomycota; Eurotiomycetes; Eurotiales; Aspergillaceae
Product: putative pyridine nucleotide-disulfide oxidoreductase AMID-like
Exons: 5
Coding region: 351-1610 (419 amino acids)
Cellular component (GO): cytoplasm
Molecular function (GO): flavin adenine dinucleotide binding; electron-transferring-flavoprotein dehydrogenase activity
Source: RefSeq, a predicted model, not a curated record
UAUAUUUCCGCCAAUAUGCCAACAUGCACAGCAGCGCAUACGAAAUAACAUACUACUACUCUGCUAUUCCUAACCUCCCGGGACAAUAAAUCCAUUUGUAGUCGUUUAAUAUAGAAACCUCCAUUAGCUCCACCGUUCCGGAGUUCUUGAUCCUUGGCUUCGGAUCCAUUUCGCCAAUGCAGGCGCAGCACACGUCCGGUCAUUACCGCUGGCUUUAAAAGAAAGAACCCCCGUUUCCCAUGCUUUCUCCGCCCUUUACUGAAUAUCAUCAUUGUUUCCCUGGUCGCCGCCAUCUCCUCUCUCCAGAUAUAUUGCUUGAUUCAUUAAUAUCCCCGUAGACCGUUGUUAUAAUGCCCUCCAACGAAGCCCUUACCCCUCUUCUGCGCCAGUUCCGCGUCUUGAUUGCCGGUGGCUCGUACGGCGGACUGAGCGCGGCCCUGGCACUGCUUGACCUUUCCAAGGGUCGUCUUGCUCGCUUCAACUUCACAGAGGGCGCUAAGCCCCCUCCGUACCAAAUCCCAAUUCAGAUCACCGUUGUAGAUGAAAGAGAUGGUUUUUAUCACCUAAUUGGUUCCCCAAAAGCAUUGGCAUGCGAUAAGUUUGCUGCGAAGACAUGGACACGGUUCUGUGACAUUCCCGCAUUGAAGUCUCCAAAUCUACAGAUCGUUCGCGGGAGCGUGAAUACCGUGGAUUUCCAGAAUAAGGUCGCACAGAUCCUUGACCUCGAGACUAAGGAAACGAGACAAGAGAAGUAUGACUUCUUCAUUGCGGGCACGGGUCUCCGUCGUGUAUUUCCGACGGUUCCGCAGUCGUUGAAGAGGGAAGAGUUCUUGAAGGAAGUGUUGAGUCAUAAGGAGGCUAUUCGGAGUGCGGAUGAUGGUGUUGUUGUCAUUGGAGGAGGCGCUGUCGGAGUUGAGAUGGCAGCCGAGUUGAAGGAGCUAGAUCCUCAACAGAAGGUUACGCUUGUUCAUUCCCGGGAUCGUCUACUUUCCGCAGAGCCCUUGCCCGAUGACUUUGCGGAGCGCGUCGUCUCUGAGCUCAAGGAACAGGGUGUUGAGGUCAUUCUGGGUCAACGGGUUAUUGAUACCGCAGCAGUAGAGGAAGAGCAAGGGAAGCGUACAUGGAAUCUGACCUUGGCCAGUGGAACGAUACUCAAAGCCGGUCAUGUUAUGAAUGCAGUUUCGAAAAGCUCGCCUACCUCAUCGUAUCUGCCCAAGGAUGCCUUGACCGAAGACGGCUACGUCAAGAUCCUUCCAAAUCUGCAAUUCGCCAACCCAGUGCCUAACGCAGAGCACCACUUCGCCGUUGGUGAUAUUGUUCAGUGGGCUGGCAUCAAGCGUUGUGGAGGUGCCAUACAUAUGGGCCACUAUGCAGGAACCAACGUCCAUCAGCUUAUGUUAGCAGAGGCCACUAAGACCAAGCCUGAGUUCAUGAACCUCAUCAAGUACCCACCCGUGAUAGGGUUGGCCUUGGGACAUACAGCCGUGUCGUAUACCCCUGACGAGGGGACUAAGCAUGGCAAGGAGCUCCUCGGGACUUUGUUUGGAGAGGAUAUGGGUUACAGUAUUUGUUGGAACUAUAUGAAGAUGUCCGAGCCUUGCCAGGCGUGAUUUGAGAGUUUAAACAGUACUUCUUUCUACGUCUAUUUUAGGUUCGCCUAUCCAUUCCUGAGCUGGAAUUUGGAGUUGGAUAGGC